CGCUAUGGAAAAUCGAGACUAUUGUAGUGUUACCGCAGUCUGGUACAUGUGGAAAAAAGACAAUGGGAAGGAACAGACAUGCACAUUCAUGCAUAAUAACGUAACGCAAAUAACGCUUACAAAGAAGGCAUAUUUUAAUUUUCCGCCCACUAUGGUUAAAAUCACUGGAAAUAAACCAAGUAAAACAGGAGCAAUUUUGACCUUGACCUGUUCAACAGAUUCGUCUUACCCUGUAUCAUCGUUAGAGUGGAGAAAGGGCACAAAGACAGACAUCAACGAAAACGAUGUCAUUAACAAUAAUACUGCACCCGUUGUGAUGGACGCGGAGUACAAUGGCAAAAAUAUCUCGCAAAAUUUAGGUUUAGCAGUUACACGUGCUAUGAAUGGGCAACGUGUUUCCUGUUGCGCAGACGACGUUUGCGACUCGGUGAUACUGGCUAUAGAUACGACAUCUGCCGGUGUUACAGUGACAGCGUGGAUGACUUUGUUGGUUGCCUGUUUAAUAUUCAUCAGUCAGUUACAGAACUAGCGUGGUUUGCUGUAUGUGUAAACGUUGAACUGUAUUCAAAGUGUAUUUUUCCAUCCUAAAUUAGUUUUCUGUCUUCUCAAAACGUGUUGAUUAUUGUAUCAUACUAAACAGUUCAAUGAGUUUUAGACAGGAUAAUUAAACAACCGAGACCUUGUGAAGCACGGUAUAUAGUAAAUGAAUAUCCCAUUGUUGGAACAUAAGCCUGCUUUCUAGUGUACCGGUAUACUAUUAUUUACGGAAAUGAAAUGUGCACAUUCUCGGAUACAUUUUUAUUUCAUGCCUCCUUUUGCUAUUUUGCCUUUCAUCAAAUCACAUAUGUAUGUAAUAUUUACAUUACAGAUAUGCUAUACUCAUCUUUCACUUAAAUAUUCUAUUAUCAAAUAUUCAUUUAAAUAUCAAAACGUAUGUAAUUUGCAUAAGUAAUUUGCAUAAGUGUGUAUAUAAGCAAGCUGUGUCAUAGAUAACAUGCAUCUGUAAAACUACUGCUCAGUGUUUAUAGUGACAUAAAAUAUUCAUACUUUGUUUACUGACAUAUUUAUCAAUGCGUAGUAUUUUGCAUUUAAUAUAUUACUGUUUAUAUAGACAAACAUGUUUAUUUUAUAUUAACUCUAUGUUCAUAUUUCUGAAUAUUAAAUUUAGGCAUAAUAUAACUGCGUUAGCUUUCUUAUAUAUCGAAAUGAAUUUCACACUACGGACAUUUUCUUAAUAAUGAACUUUCAUAAUGCAUCGACUUUGAUUGUAAAAACGCGUUAUCGCCCUGGUUGUAUCAGCCAAGUUGUUAUAAUAUAUAAAACAUCACUGUCCAUAUUCUGUAAUACCAACACUAUGGAAAAAUUUCCGUUUUCAUUUUGUGUAUGGGUUAGGACUUU
Messenger RNA from Mercenaria mercenaria, 1398 nucleotides. RefSeq lists its product as uncharacterized. Lineage: Eukaryota; Metazoa; Mollusca; Bivalvia; Venerida; Veneridae. The record is from RefSeq and is a predicted model, not a curated record. Bases 5 to 529 code for a protein of 174 amino acids. The transcript has 3 exons.